ACUAGCUAACCAUAGACAUAUAUACUGUAUACUAUGUCUAUGUAGCUAACCGUAUGGAUACAAACUUUCCUUAUGGUCUGAAAUCGUGGUAAACUGGGUGCACGUUGGGCUUAGAAGUCAUUUAAGACUAGCUAGCUGUGUAGUAUUACAUUUCCAAGAAAUGUUUAGAGCAACGUUUCGGUACACCGUGCCGAACGACUUGGGCAUUUGUGUGUGGUAGUUGUGCUAAAAAUAUCAGCACAAAUCGCCAAAUUUGUCGAUGCCGUGCUGUAGUGUGAGUGUGAUUGGCUGAAGGCGACAUUGUCGCCGGCUUUAUUGUUAAAUGCACGCUUGAGAGGUCGGGGGUUCUGAAAGGCAGCCGUCGGUACAAAGUUAUCAAAACGGUUGGUGUAACCGAUAUAGAAAGAAAAGGUCGAGACCCCUUUGCUGCCAUAGUCACGUGACGCAAAUUCACGAGAUUCGACAAACUCCCUUUAAGAUGGCCCAGGAUGUUGCCAACGUUGCCAGAAGAGUCAAUGAAGUAGUUGAAGAAGGAAAGGAUCAUUUAGAUCUGUCCGACUGCAAGUUGAUCAGUUUCCCUGAUGGAGUCUUCAAGGUGUUGAGGACCGCCACUGACAAUAUACGGAGCAUAACACUGGCCAACAAUGAGCUGAAAGCCUUAACCAACAAAUUUUUCUCCACAUUUGUCCAAUUAAGAGAGUUGGACCUGCAAGGCAACAAGCUUUCCAAAUUACCAGACGCUGUAGGUGAGAUGAAGCAUUUGACCAGCAUCAACUUGUCCCAGAACAAGCUCAAGAGUUUUCCAGAUAGACUGACAGAAAUCCGUACACUUGAGAACAUAAAUCUGGAAAACAAUGAGAUAUCUGAUGUGCCUGUGGAGAAGCUGUCCAGCAUGCCAGCCUUGAAGACCGCCAAUGUUAGAUCUAAUCCACUCGAGGGACAACGUCCCAGUGUCUCAACUCUCAGCUUUGAAUUGCUUAUUGAUCCGUGAUUUUUCUGCCAUGAGGAUAAAAAGUGAGUUGGACCAGAUGGAUUUUUAAACACAAUUUGCACUUGGCUUUUUGACACCGUGCAGUUUUUACCAAACCGAAGAAGGGCCCUGAGGUCUCUUUUGUAUUUACUCUGUUCUCUGUGCUUUUUUAUAUAAAUACACCAACAUUUUAUGCCUUUUAAUGUAGAAUCACCACAUGAGGGUUCUAGGUGUUCUUAACUGAAGCAUGGAUAUUGGCCUGUUACAGUGGCAGGACAAACACGUUAAUAUUUCAAACCAGGUUGCCUGAUGAUCCUACUUUGCACACAAGACGGGAGUGCUAGAGACGGCUACCACUGCCAUUGAAGUACAACACAAGCAUUCGCUUUCCCUGUAAUGAGAAAAACAUUAGGCACUCAAAGGCAACACCACACAAUAGGCGCCCUCUCAUCUCUGAGUUAAAGCCAUGCUCUUCUGUGUGGCGGUGAUACACUUGGACAAGUGUGCUAUGUUUCUCUGUUCUUAUCACAAGGGAAAACAUACAUUUGCAUUUCAAUUUGUUUUACUUCUGUGUCUCAAUUGGUGUACUCUGUACACCUUUCUGCAUCGUGUGGAUCCCCCUCAAUCUCCCUCCUCCUCCAACUCUUCCUUGUUCUCUCACCUGGGAAUAAAACUCUUUUUUUAAAUUUAUUUUUUUGGACUGUGAAGUUCUACAACAGAAUUGUAAUGCCUGCCAAGCUAUUUUGAUGCAGUGCAUCAGUGUUGUAUUCUGAGCAAUUAAAGAAACCCUCUCUAAAAAAUGGACAGGUAAAAUAAAUCUGUCAGUGGGGCAAAAUGUGAUUGAUGAGUUGUUUGUACUUCUUGAAUCAAGUUUGUACUUCAUGUAGAUAAAGCCAUUGUCUAUAAGCCCUUCAGACAAAUAGACCAGGACAAAUUGGUGUGGUUUAUUCCCAGUGCAUCAUAUAAUCUUCUAUCAAUAUUUGUAACCUUUGAGGAACAAAAUGCCAUGACCGUAUUACAGACCAGCUUGUUUUUUUUUUUACAGUAAUAGCACAGGAAAUGUCAUUUAUAUUUAGAGACAUGGGGAAAUUCAUAAAACAUCAAAACUAAAACUGCUAAUUGUCAGGAUUUGGUUGCACAGCUUUUUUUUAUCAGUCAAGAGAAGAUACAGUAAUAUGUGGCAAUAGAAAGUGAUAUCUACUUGCAUAUUCAACGUGUAAUAUUCAACAUACAGUAUGUAAUUCCCAUAAAUGAGUACACAUCAGAACAUAAGGAAUACUACAUAAAGCUUUCCUUGUCCCAUUCAUUAACCUAUUCCACAACAUCCCAAUAGAGA
Clupea harengus (Atlantic herring) is the source of this 2306-nucleotide messenger RNA. RefSeq names its product leucine rich repeat containing 20 (gene lrrc20). NCBI's taxonomy places the organism in Eukaryota, Metazoa, Chordata, Actinopteri, Clupeiformes, Clupeidae. The record is from RefSeq and is a predicted model, not a curated record. Gene Ontology annotation, molecular function: protein binding. Gene Ontology annotation, cellular component: cytoplasm.